Hyaloscypha bicolor E is the source of this 2784-nucleotide messenger RNA. RefSeq lists its product as uncharacterized. The transcript is spliced from 4 exons. The coding region runs from base 1 to 2784 and encodes 927 amino acids. The record is from RefSeq and is a predicted model, not a curated record. NCBI's taxonomy places the organism in Eukaryota, Fungi, Ascomycota, Leotiomycetes, Helotiales, Hyaloscyphaceae.
AUGGCACGUUGUACAGUCUGCUUUGCGGAAGGCGCGAAAAAGUGCCGCGACUGUAAAUCAAUUUUCUACUGUCCCGACAACUGUAAGAAGUCCGACGGCUACUUGCAUAAGUGUGGCAAGUUCACCAUAUUUGCCACUCAACAUCCUCGGCCAUCUAACGAAGCGCUUCUAGUCAUCAAGCUCGAGAUCGAUUCCCAUUUCCCGAAACUUGAUUGGGUUCAAGGAGGAGCGGCCUGGAACAUGCAAAUUGUAAAGCAAGGAAAUGAAUUCAACAACCCGAGCAAGAUCGACUAUAUUGACGUUGAGGAGCCUCGAUUGGUGGCGGAGAAGAGAAUCCACGAGCACGCAAUCCCUUCUCUUACGAACCUCGAGGAUACUGUAGCAAUCCACUACCUCGACACUUCAAAGGACAGAAGCCAAACUUCCGCUGAUCUUCACUUUGCUGCGGACUUCUUCAAGUCAUUCGGUGGGAGCAAAGGGGCAGUACUGGCCGAGGAUUAUCGGGCCGCCAUGUUAGCUAGCGAAGGGGAUACAUUCAUGCAGGGUGCACCUAAGUAUUCUCUCGCCGUAGUCUCAAACGGACACCCACUCUUCCGCGGCAAAGCAACCCCAAUCUCGACAGAAGUCAAGGUUCCGAUGGUCACAUGCGGAUACAAUACAACCCUUACAACCCUCUCUUCCUCCACGCCAGACAAGGAAUGGAGCCCCCAUAGAAAUCCCUCAGCGCUGGCUAUGAAUCUGGAUAUUAGCACCUUGAGCAAGAAUUGGGUUUGUGUGGACAAGACGGUCUGGCCUAAGAACAGUGUGGGAUAUAUUCUGGUGGGCAAAGAGGACGGCCGGGGCGUUACUGAGAAACAUCUUGAGGUUAUAGCUGAGUUCUGCAUCCGCAUUCAACAUCUCUUUUUGGGGGAAAUGAAGGAGGAGUUGGGAUUGGAAGGAGGGGAGAAAAGUGCAACGAGGUUGAGGUUUGUGCAGGAACAUGUGAAUAAGAAGAAAUUUGAGAAGUUCUUCAAGGUGUAUAAGGAGAAGAGAUCUCAGAACGGAGAUAGAUCCUGGGACAAGACGUUCUCCUCGCCCAACACGCAGUUUAUUGUCACUUUCAAGACCACAGCCCGCAGCCACCUUUACAGCGCUUCAGACAUCUACAUCUUCUUCAACCCCGAUAAGGCUUUUCUGGUCACGCCAUCCAAGACUCUACAUCACCACGAACUUUAUCUUGGACAGGCGUACGUUCUCGUUGACAACACCUCUUCAAUUCCGAGCCAGUUUCGAAAACUGCUUGGACUUCGUCUAGAACUAUCGUACUAUUUCGGCUACCCUUCUUGCGACAUCACCAAAAUUCAACGAAAUUUCGAACAUUCCUCCCUAAUACGCCUUCAACACCCCAGAUCAUUCGGUUUAUCCUCCUUGACGAUACCAUCAAGUUUCCUCGAGCUUACGAAUUUUGUACACGAAUCCACCUUCAUUGCCUCAACGGUCACUGUCGCUUCACUUGACAAUAUGCCUCCUCUUCGAUGUACCGUCUGCAAUGCCAGCAAUGCGACGGAGUGCUCUAUCUGCAAAUCUGCUGCAUACUGCUCUGAGAGGUGUAAGAAUGACGACGAGAGACUCCAUCUGCUGGUCUGCAAGCAAUUUGCUGCUUUUGUCGACAAGAAUCCUCGCCCUUCGGAGAAGGCAUUCAUUGCGAUUAAGCUUGAGCCGGAGUCGAAGGUUCCCGAACUGAUCGUAGAGAUGGGUGCCUCUUUCAAUCAACCGGUCAAGCACACCUUCCUCGGCGACGAUGACCCACGACCCAACGAAGUCCGAAUCACUUCUCACUCAACCCCGAAGUUUGAUCUUGAUCAUACCGUUGCCUUCAACUUCCGUGAUGCGUUCUUCUACGAUGGCUCAAAGACCAAUGAAUGUGUCGCCAAUAUGGCGAAUGGCAAGCAUAAGCACCGCUGGUGUGGUCGACUCAUCGUUCUUGCCUGGCCUGGCCUCAAGCUUGAGACAAAGGUCUAUCAAGAUGUCACUGCUGCUGAUCUCCAUUACGUUACGGACUACUUCAAGUCUUUCGGUGACGGUCUCGGCGUUAAGGAAGAGCUGAAGAUUGGUGACCAGCCUGUCGACUUCGAGAAGGUUACCGAUGUUUCGAGGAUGAUGCAGGACCUUUUCGUCGACGGCAGAGUCAGGGACCAAAUUUGGGGCGUUGUCAUCUCCUGCAAAGGUAGCCGAAAGUUCCGUGGCAAGCCGAGAUACGCACCCACCUCCGUCAUCGCACUACAUGGUAUCUUUCGGUUGAAGGCAACGGAGCUCUCGAAAGCUAUGAAGCUUCCAUUCAUGACAUACAAGCAGCUCGCUGCCCCGCUGAAAUAUAAUGGCCCCGGUUGGAACCCGUUGGCAAACCCAGUCGCCUCGGCUAUGAACCUUAACCUCCAAGUCUUGAGCGAUACCUGGGGAGGGGUGGAUAAGAAGAUGUGGGAUGAUGUUGGUGAUAUCAUUGUUGCGAGGGAGGAUCACAAGGACAUUACAAUGCAGCAGGUUGAGGCUAUUGCCCAAUUUGCUCUAAAGGUACAGAAACUUGUUACUAAGCAGGUCAUUGCGGAGCUGGCAGACUCUGAGAAUCAGGACAAGAAGGCCAAGGCUGCAUUGCGAUGCAAGUUUCUUCAGGAGGAAGUCUCUAAGGAGAAGUUCGAGAACUUCUUCGUGAAGUACAAAGUUGACAAGAUUAAGAAGAAAGACAAGACUUGGCGCGGAGCUGUUUCUCCUUAUUUGAUGGGAUGCACAAUCUUGUGGUCAGUCUGA